AUUACCAUGGCCGAGCAAAAGAAAAGUAAAUUAAGAGGGUGCAUCAAGACGACUACAGGCCCUUGGAUAGUCCACAAAGCUGGGAAAGAUGGAAGGCUUGUCACACGAUAUCGAUUCCCUUCGGAGAUUGAACGCCAAAAUAACAAAAGAAGGGAAUGCAAGCGACGAGCCGUGGCCAGACAGAUAUUUGCAGGCCUUCGAACUCAUGGAAAUUAUAAACUGCCUAAACAUGCUGAUUCCAAUGACUUGCUGAAGGCUCUUUGUGGAGAAGCGGGUUGGCACGUUGAAGAGGAUGGAACCAUUUCCAGAAAAAAUGUUCACUCGGACUUGUCAAGCUCAAGCUCUCCAAUGGUGUCAUUUGAAGUUCCUGAUUCUUGCACUUGUGAUGAUCGUGAAAAUGUAGAACACACCAACUACUUUGCCUCGAAAAAAGUCUCUUCAGCCAUGGAGCUCCUUCAUGAAGAAAAUACUAACCUCGCACUGUCAUUAUAAUCAUUACGGUCAUAUCAUUGAUAAUUUUAGAUAACUAGAUGUUGGAUCGAGGAAAGUAUCUACAUCUUUGUGAAUAUACUAUAGCUACGUUGAGAUA
Messenger RNA from Syzygium oleosum, 589 nucleotides. Its product is annotated as BES1/BZR1 homolog protein 3-like. Gene Ontology annotation, biological process: brassinosteroid mediated signaling pathway; DNA-templated transcription. Bases 7 to 492 code for a protein of 161 amino acids. The transcript has 2 exons. Gene Ontology annotation, molecular function: DNA-binding transcription factor activity. The record is from RefSeq and is a predicted model, not a curated record. Lineage: Eukaryota; Viridiplantae; Streptophyta; Magnoliopsida; Myrtales; Myrtaceae.